AUGUCCGAGUCGACGACAAGUACUAGCGCUCAAGGAAAUGCGACAAUUAACAAGACCACAAUCCCUAUCUGGGUCGUAUACGAAGUGGAGCAGCGCAUCUGGUACGGAGUGAUGGUGACCAGUUGUGCGGUUGGCAGUAUCGCCAGUGUGGGUCUUAUUGCGGCCAUUUUCACCUCCAAAACAGCCCGCACCGGCUCCAGCAGUCUGAUGGUCAAUCUGUUGGUAAAAGUGGCGCUGCAGUGCGGCGUCGCUAUACCGCUGGUAAUUCAAUCAUAUCCGGGAAUUCCUUUCAAUUUAUCCGCAUCCCCGUCAUUUUGUGCCAAUUCUCUAUUCUUAUACACCGCUCUAAUGCCGUCCAUCGAUUACGCCGACCUGAUGAUCGGCAUCAACCGGUUCAUCGCCAUCUGUUUCCCGCACCACUAUUCCCGGUGGUCCCGUCCGCCCGUCAUCUACACCAUGAUCGGCCUGUCCUGGUCCACCGCCGUCGUCUUCGCGGUGGCGCCCAUGUUCCCCAACAUCGCCCGCUUCCGCAACCUACCGCCCUGGAACGCGUGCGGCGUGGUGUACAGUCCCUUUUGGUCGGUGUUCUUCGCUGCCGGCGGUAUCGCCGCGCCGGUGGUGGUGCUGUUCGUACUGUACUUGGCGGUCUUUGUGGUGAUGUUGUCGCGUAGUCGCAUCACGUGGCAGAAGCAGCAGAAAGUGGCGCCGGUCAUGGAGUGUAAGGUCAAGCGCACCACGGAACGCCGCUUCCGCAGCACCAAGAUCUUCUUCACGGUGUUCGUGUGCUAUUCGUGCUGCAUGUUGCCGGCACCGUUAGCCGCGCCGCUCUUUCCCAAGGAAUACGCCAGACUACCGUUUCUGCGGCAGAUAUUGCGAGCGUUAAUGACGGCGGGAACCGCAAGCAUUCCGGUGUUGUAUUUUCUACUGAACUCCAAAUACCGUAACCAAGUGCUUUCGUGCGGAUACAGACCAAGGUUAUCAUCACAUCCUUCUAAAAUGGAGAAGUCAAACGUAUCGCGUAGUCGAAUGAAGUCCAUGGGUGCAGGCGCGACGACCGAUGCUGCAUCCGAAUGA
Paramacrobiotus metropolitanus is the source of this 1074-nucleotide messenger RNA. Its product is annotated as trace amine-associated receptor 13c-like. Gene Ontology annotation, cellular component: neuron projection; membrane. Gene Ontology annotation, biological process: G protein-coupled receptor signaling pathway. The record is from RefSeq and is a predicted model, not a curated record. Gene Ontology annotation, molecular function: G protein-coupled receptor activity; peptide binding. The transcript is spliced from 3 exons. NCBI's taxonomy places the organism in Eukaryota, Metazoa, Tardigrada, Eutardigrada, Parachela, Macrobiotidae. Bases 1 to 1074 code for a protein of 357 amino acids.